CGCACCCGGCUCGGGAGGCGGUGGGCGCUGCGUAGGGAGCGGGCGAGAGCGGGCUGGAGCCGUGGCGGCGGCGGCGGCGGCGCCUGGGAGCCGAGCCCGGAGCAUGGCAAGGGCCGAAGAGGCCGCGGAGGCUGUCGCUGUUUUUCCUCCCUUGCCGGCUCCUCCUGCCCGCCGGGAACUUUUCCUGGCGGCUGCCGCUGAUGCCUCCCCUCGAUGGUGGUGGCAGCGGCGGAGGCAGCAGCGACGGCGGCUCCGCUCGGCUGUGCCCCCCGGGCCGGGGCUGGGGCUGUUGGGGCUGCUUUUGUCCCGCCUCUGCUGCAGUGCCUUAGCUGGACCAAUUGUUGAUCCACAUGUGACGGCAGUUUGGGGGAAGAAAGUUGCACUGAAAUGCAUAAUUGAUGUAAAUGAAACAAUUACACAAGUUUCUUGGGAGAAGAUGCAUGGUAAAAGUUCACAGACUAUUGCUGUCCAUCAUCCUGAAUAUGGAAUUUCUAUUCAAGGAGAAUACCAAGGAAGAGUAUCAUUUAAAAAUUACUCACUUACUGAUGCAACAAUCGUCUUAAAAAACGUAAGCUUUUCUGAUGCAGGAGAAUAUAUUUGCAAGGCAGUUACAUUCCCCCUUGGAAAUUCACAGUCAUCAACAAUUGUAACAGUACUAGUUGAACCUGUUGUGAGCUUAACAAAAGGACCAAAUCCUCUGAUAGAUGGUGCAAAUCAGACAGUAGCAGCCAUUUGUACAGCAGCCACUGGAAAACCUGCUGCAGAGAUUGACUGGGAAGGAGGUCUUGGUGAAAUGGAAUCCAGCUCUACGUCAUUUCCAAAUGAAACAGUGACAGUUGUCAGUCGGUAUACUAUUGUUCCGACACGAUUUGCAAGAGGAAGACGUAUAACUUGUAUUGUGAGGCACCCGGCUUUGGAAAAGGAGAUAAGAUACUCUCAUGUGUUGGACAUACAGUAUGCCCCAGAAGUUUCAGUAACUGGCUAUGAUGGAAACUGGUUCAUUGGAAGAGAAAACGUUCAGCUCAGAUGUAAUGCUGAUGCAAAUCCAUUGCCUAUGGAAUUUAUGUGGACCAGAUUGGAUGGACAAUGGCCUGAAGGGUUGUUAUCUGUCAACAAUACUCUGCAGUUCAGCAGCCCAUUGACUUACAACUACACUGGGACUUAUGUCUGUAAAGUGACGAAUUCCCUUGGUCAGAGAAGUGAUCAGAAGACUAUCUACAUAUUAGAUGUGCCAUUUAAGCAGACAUCUUCUGUUGCUGUAGCAGGGGCUGUGAUUGGAGCAGUCCUUGCUCUUUUUAUCAUUACCAUCUUUGUGACAGUGCUGCUGACCCCAAGGAAGAAAAGGCCAUCAUAUCUUGACAAAGUGAUUGAUCUUCCACCCACUCACAAGCCAUCCUCCUCCUGUGAAGAAAGAGCAUUCUCUGUACCACAGAAAGAAGCUGUGCUUCAGAAAGAAAAUUUUGCUUCGCAAAGCCAGUACAGAGAGAGAGAUUCUGGAAAUUUGCAGUACAUGAAAGCUGUGAAUGGGAAGCAACUUAACUGCGAGGCUGAAGAGCCCGAGGAGCAAGAGAGUCUUCAGCAAAUGUACCCUGUUUAUGAGCAAACAUACUACAAAAAUUGGAGUAGCAGACACCAUCACAGCUCAGGAUCUGGAAGAGUCUACAUCAAUCCCAGGGAACAUUAUGUAUGAUUAUAUACACAGAUACUAACUCUAAGAUACGAAGUUUUUAACACUUGUUGACUGUAUGCAAGAUAUGUUUUAGUGGCUUUCAUCUCUAAAAGAAUUGGUCUUUUUUCUCUUGCGGGAAGAAAUUGCAUGGAGAAUUGUGUAGAUAAAACAGAAUUUGUGACUUAACUGGCUUCUAGCAUUUGGUAUGUAUUUGUUUUAGUUGUUAUAGUACAAUAUCAAUAUGCCAGAAAAGGAGCCCCAUCUGGUUUUAUUAACCUUUGUUAUCUUAAUGAAUGAUUUACAGAUGAGUUGACACAUGACAGAAUGUAGUUAAACUGUUUUUGUGGUUAUUUCUGGGACUAUUCUGUCCCUCCUCCUCCCUCCUGAAUGGAUAUUUUGAAUGAAAUUUAUAUAUUGAUGUGAAAAUGAGUAAUAGGAGCAAGCAAACUGAAUCCCUGGUUAAAUGAGCAGUCACAGCCUGGGAAUCGUUUUUUGCUGCAUCUUUUCUUAAAAAAAAAAAAAAAAAAAAAAAAAAAAAACACCUUGGGAUAGUUACGGUUUUGACUGGCCACAGCCAUUGUUUUCUCCACUACUUCUACCUCUCCCAGUCAAAUGAACAACUAGACUACCUCUACGUCUCUACUGCUGCUUUGUUUCAUAACGUAUGUUUUGUGUCUUCCAGCCUUGUAAAAACCUAAAGCAGUUUCCUUACGUAAGAACCUUUUUUGUUUCCUUUUAUUUUGAACCUGACUGCCAAUUGAUGUAUUUCCUGGUUGUAGUUUCGGAGUAAGUCUGUAUAAAACUUGGCUGCAGGAAGCAGGUUACUAAGCUGAUGAAACUCUUUGUAAAAGUGUCUCCUGUGUAACUGCACCUUACCUACAAAUUGCUACUAGCCUUUUUCCUAAGGAUUACUCCAAUUUAAGUGUUAGAGUUUGCUGUUACUUGGUAAUAAAUGCAUUUCAUAUUCUUUGGUUUCUUUUCAGCUUGCUGGUAAAACUCAUACCUGGCGUAAGUUCUUACGUCUUAGCAAGAGAAGGAAGGCUUCUGUAGGCUUUCAGCACUAGCAGUUUCAGCACUGUCCUUUAAUCUUAAAUCAAGUGGCGAUAGUACUGUGAAGAAAUUGGUGAAUGUUGUGAUGUUGCCAGUGCUAAUAGCAUUCCAAGUGAAAUUCUGAGGGUGCAGGUAGUGGUUGAAAAACAUGUUCAGGAUCUUUUUAAAAGAACUAAGUGUUUUCUGAGAGUGGAAACAAAUAUUUUGCAAGUAAAAAGGGUAUGUAUUGAUACAGAAAUGAGGUCAUGUGACAAUCAGAAAUUUAAGACAGCAGGAAAUAAGACAAUGGCUAAAAUUUGCUGGAGAAACUUAAGCAUAAGUAUUGGAAUAGUGAAUUUCAAUCAGAUGAUGUUAAGAUGAAAUAUGGAGAAGACUGGCUAUUUUAUACUAAACUAACUCUUAGUUUCUAAAACAUCACUUGUGCAAUAUUAGGAUGUUUUCUCUACAGACAUGCUUUGAUUUUUUUUUUCAGGCAGAGGAGAAGAAUCGUAACUGUAGAAGCAAUAGAAUUGAAAUGUAUUACAGUUAAGUGUGCUGCAGACAGUGCUAUUUUAAACCUGCAUUCAUCUUCAUCAUUGUGAGGUUGAUGAGGUUAUUUCUGGUGUUUAAAUGUAGAUCCCACAAUAGAGAACUACAGUAGGGGUAGUUAAGUGUUUCUAGUUUGUUACAGGCAGCAGUUAGAAGUUCAUGAUUUUGGUGCCCAUGUUUUGCACACUGUACAAAAGACAUUGACUGUUCUCUUGCUAAGCAGCUUAAUGUUAUAUGGUGGUGGGAGUUGACUACUGAGCAGGUGGCAAAGAAAAAGGUUGAAGUGAAAGACUAUUUCUGGGGAGCUUUGAACCACUGUCAACUUGCUCUUCUCUGAUGGACGGAUGAGCACAUACAUUUAAAUGCUGAGCAACUGUUCUCUGCCUGCUGCUGUAUUUGAGAUCUGAGGAAGGAUUUGUGUGCCCCAAAGCUACGUUUUCCAAUAAUGUCAGUUUAAGUUGCUACUUCUUUCCACAACUGUUGCCUCACUUAUAUGUUAGUGCAGCUCCAAAAAAAAAAAUACGGUGAGAACGUGAAAAGAAAAUACAAUGCCUUGGCCAAAAAUUAAAGGAAAUAGAAUCACAGAACACAGAUGAACUAUAUUGCUUCAAAUAAUUUAACCAAUAUCACUGAGCAAAGUUUCAUUUUAAAAAAAUAUUAAAUGUGCAUUACACUAAAUUCAUUAGUUCAGUGUGAUCAUUUCAACUCUAUGUUGACAGAUGAUCCAAAAAUAGUUCUUUAUCUUUGAGUUUAGUCUUUGUUCUUCUAAUGAAUUUUAUUCUUAUUGACAGAUACAUUUUGGUUUAAAAAGGUGAAAUUGGGAAGGGAGGAGGGAGAAAGGGAGACUGUUGUCAACAAAAUUACAAUUGUAUUAUCAUAAAAUUGUCUGGUUCUGUUAGCUUCCUCUAUAGCUAAGUAUUGAAUUGCCUUUUGAAUUUGUAAAAGUACAAGUAAGACUUUUUUCUUUUAAAAAAAGUCCAACUGUGUCACUCAAGUUACAUGAACAAACUACAAAACUUGAAUUGCAAGCUACCUAUCAGCCUAUAGUUCACCCUAAAGUAAUUAGGAAAAUAUAUUUCUGUGGUUAUUACCUGUAAUAAACUUAAAGGGUUUUUUGGUAAUAUAUUCAGGGACAUUUAGAGUAUUACAUUUUUUUGAAAUACUAAGUGUGGGUGGAUAUUGGGGGGGAGGGGACUCAAUGUAGAAUUCUCUGAAGAGAACAGAAAAAUGCUAAUUAGAAUUUCUUACAGAAAGAAUUGCUUAUAGAAGUGAAUUUAAUCUGACUUUUUAAGGUGUAGAAA
Messenger RNA from Rhea pennata, 4548 nucleotides. RefSeq names its product nectin cell adhesion molecule 3 (gene NECTIN3). The transcript is spliced from 9 exons. Gene Ontology annotation, cellular component: adherens junction; apical junction complex. Lineage: Eukaryota; Metazoa; Chordata; Aves; Rheiformes; Rheidae. Gene Ontology annotation, biological process: heterophilic cell-cell adhesion; symbiont entry into host cell; homophilic cell-cell adhesion. The record is from RefSeq and is a predicted model, not a curated record. Bases 104 to 1690 code for a protein of 528 amino acids.